CGGAAAUUAAUGUUAUUCUACCAGAAGAAACUGAAGAACUGGAAGAUGUUAUCUUUUGUCGACAGUCACGUAUAAUAAACGAAGGUAUGUUUAACUAGAAGUGAUGUUUUUCACAGUGAGAAUUUCUAUCGACAAUGAAUACGUUAUCAGAAAUUCACUGAGAAUAUGUUCGUGUAUCGUACGAAUCAUCCAAAAACUGGCGCUCAAUCAUAAAGUGUCGACGAGACUGUGAGUGGAUGUGAACGUAGGUUUUUUAUUCGUAUACUUACCAACACUCACGCUCUUACCCAUCGACACCUACAUCUACUCAUCAUCAGGCUUGAAAACACUACAAAUUAGUCUAUUCCGAUUUUUCCUGCGCUCUCAAAGGCUGUCAAAAAUGUUUAGAAAAUAAUAAAAUAUGCUUGGAAAGUAAAGAUCACGGGGAGCGGGUAUAAUAGCACUGACUGCCUUGGAUUUCAUGAUUAAAGGUUUUAGAUACUUUGUUGUGCAGUUUUUGUAGAGAUUUGAAUAAGAAAUCGUUUGUAACGAAGCUUAUAUUUCUAGGAUGGAUUUUGGCAGAGAUAUUAGUAAAACACUGGUGAUAUCAUCGUUGAUGCCGCACCUGAUACUAACAUUUUAUGAUAUUUGUAGUCGAGGAGAAAGCUGACUAUUCGUAACAAUCCUCCCUUUCAAUCACUAUGGAUCAUUCAGAUAGAUCAGAAAAUCACUCUGAAAAAAAUGCCUUUUGUCUAGAAAACAGAUUUUGAAGGUAUAUAGGCAAAUGUCAUGAUGAUAUACGGAAUCAUCGUAAUUGAUAAACGUAGACCUAGUGUAUAUCAUCGAAAUAACGAUUUACCAGUUGCAUUGAUUCCUUCGUAACUGCAUAGAAAAGAUUUAGACAGAACUAAUAAGAAUAUUCACAGAAACUAUCAGCUAAGUAUUUUUACUAGGAAAAUAAUAAUACUUUUUGUUAGAAUUUUAUAUAAUAGCAUGAAUCUUGUCUGUUAUUAGUAAAGAAAAGCAAUUACUCGGCAUUGAUAUUGAAUUUUUAUCAGCAUCAUGUAAAUGCUAGUGGUUUCCAUAAAAAGCAAUACUGUUCUAUUUCUAAAAGAUAAAUUCUCAGAUGUGAACAAUUCAACUUUUUCCAGGAGACCGUCUGUUUGUGCAGCGUGCGAAUACUAAUUUAAUAAGUUUGUCAAACUAUUGUUUUUUUUAUCAACAUCAACAUAAAGCAGCUAAAUAAUAGUAUCAAUGCGUAUAAGAAAAUUCAGAGCAAAACUAUCCCAGUAGAUGCUAUUGAGGCUAGCAGUAUCUACCAAUGUUUGCAGUAGGAUUCGAUCGGAUUACACAGUAGGUCUUUCGUCUUGGACGGUAUUAAAAUACUUCUUUAACAGCCAAAACAAAAUACUAACAUACUCUUAACAUAAAUACUCAGAGAGUACGAUUAAUAUGGAUUCUGCUCUGUUAGAGAGGCAAUUAGAUGAAAAGUGGUAAAAAUAUUGAUACGAAACAUCAUUUGACAAUUCAGCUCUUAUUUUAUAAUUAAUUAAAUCCUCAUCAUUCUAGCACCAGCAUCAUUUGCACAAGCUCGUAUAUGGCUUGACGAAAGAAUUCGAUUCGAUCCAGACAAGCCUCAAAUAGCCAUCUAUAAUAUGCCUUUUGUUUAUCGUUUGCAACCAGAUCAUACAUUAUCGAUUAAACAACUUCGUCAUGCUCUUCAUCUCACUGUUGACAAACAUCCCUCACUCCAUACAUCAGUCAUCUUUGAUACAGAAAUGAAUCAACUUAUGCAGCGAGUUAUUACGCGAAAAGAUAACUACACUGAUGUGUUUUCAAUCAUCGAAACUACUCAUGAAACAGAUGAACAGUUGAAUGAAAUUUUGCAUGACGAGAAACGUAAUCCUCAACAUUUUGAUCCUGCUCAAGGUCU
Molecule: messenger RNA, 1912 nt
Organism: Adineta steineri
Lineage: Eukaryota; Metazoa; Rotifera; Eurotatoria; Adinetida; Adinetidae
Source: the annotation of a GenBank genome assembly